AUAGAUGUAAACAAAUCUCUCUGGCGAGAUAGUGGUACAUAUCAAGAAAGGCGAGGUUUGAGAGUUUCUGUUAAUAUUUUGCUAAUAUAGCUGUCACAUCUGAUAUUCAUAAAUUACGAGCAACAGCCAUGUGUUCUGUUGUCUCUCAGUAUGAACAAAUAGUUCUAACCUGAACAAGGAAUAUAAAAAUGUCUGUAUUCAGAACUAUUCGCAGUCAGAUGAAAAGGAAAUUGUGCACUACUUCUAUACUUGGAGCUAUUUUACUAAUAGCAUCCUGUAUAUUAUACAGCAAAAUAACUUCAUCACGUUAUCAGCGAUUAGUAAGGUAUGCAAAUGAAAAGCCUGAGUCUCAGGUGACAGUUCAUGACCAACCACAGAACAAUCUAGCAGUAGUGAAGGCACUGCAAACUGAGAACCAGAAAGUGAUCCCAACACAAAAUAAAGUAAAAGACAAGAAGGAAGCUGAGAUCAAACCAACGGAGCCCCCAGUACUAUUGGGAGAAGCAUAUGCUACUGAUACAACAUACAUGAACUCUAAAUGCCCUGAAAGAAUACGAGAGGUUGCAUUAAACAUAGAGUGGUUGAAAAGAAUAUUUAUUCACACAAUUCCAGUGCUACAAUGGAAUGAUCAUGUGACAAUGGAAGAAUAUCAAAGGUUACAAAUCUAUAAUCUUUGCUAUGGAUAUGCAAUUAUAGACUUUGCAGAACUCAAACGUACUCUGGAUGUUCUGAAUGCCACUGCCAAUCGUUUCAUGUUUGAUGACUGGGAGGUGAGAAAAUCAGGACAAAAACCUUGUAUCCAUUGUGCUGUUGUAGGAAAUGGUGGAAUACUAAAGGACUCCAAGAAAGGAAAGGAGAUAGAUGAUCAUGACUAUAUUUUUAGAGUCAAUGGAGCAAUCACACAGGGAUUUGAAAACGAUGUUGGGAACCGAACCUCUUUCUACUUCUUUUCUACAAAUACCAUGAAAAACUCUUUAUGGGGUCACAAACAUGCAGGUUUUACAGGCCUCCCGCAGUCUCAGGAGACAAGAUAUGUUUUUAUUCCUGAAAACCUGCGGGAUUAUUUGAUGAUACGUGCAGCUGCUACAAACACAACCGUGGAAUUCGGGAAGGAUAAAAGCAGCAGUCCUCCGGAUUACUUCGGCAAGCAACCAGGACCAGAGAAAUUUAAACUGCUUCAUCCAGACUUCUUAAGAUACAUGCGAAACAGGUUCCUGAAAGCUGGCCAUUGGAAAAGUCGUAUCUAUCGCCCAUCUACAGGAGCAAUAAUGUUACUUACAGCUCUGCACACAUGUGACAAAGUUAGUGCUUAUGGAUUUAUCACUCCAGAGUAUGGAAACUAUUCUGCGUACUAUUAUGACAGAAAGUACACAAAACUUAUAUUCUAUGGGAAUCACCAUCUAAAAAUGGAAAUGAACUUGUGGCAGAGACUUCAUGAAGCUGGAGCCAUAAAACUUUAUAUGAAGACUUAGAAACAUACAGCAAAUAUGGUUAUGUUGUUAUUCUUUGCCUUUAAAUAUAAUAUUCAGAAAGAGUUCUUUAUUUGAUAAAAUUCACUAACAGUUCUGUAUUCUGGUAAGUAUUUUACACGUGUCAGUUACCUGAUAUUGUGGAUCCUCACUGUACCCACACUCGGACACCAUGAAUGACCAGAUCCUGCAGCAACUAAUACAUGGACUGCCAACAUUGCAUAACAUUCUGCACUGUCAGGAAAAUACAGUUCAAAGUUAUAUUUGCAAAUCAUUUCAGCAUUUCAGUCUAUAAGAUAAUAUUGUAGUUUAACAAACUGAAAAUCUGAAUACUUCUAUUUGAAUUGAUUUUUCUGCAUGAUGUUUAUAAAUGAUUUCUUACAAACAAUAAAAGCAUCAUACACAAUCC
Messenger RNA from Protopterus annectens (West African lungfish), 1878 nucleotides. Its product is annotated as alpha-N-acetylgalactosaminide alpha-2,6-sialyltransferase 2-like. Gene Ontology annotation, molecular function: sialyltransferase activity. Bases 189 to 1472 code for a protein of 427 amino acids. The transcript is spliced from 9 exons. Lineage: Eukaryota; Metazoa; Chordata; Ceratodontiformes; Protopteridae. The record is from RefSeq and is a predicted model, not a curated record.